Lycium barbarum (goji berry) is the source of this 801-nucleotide messenger RNA. RefSeq lists its product as uncharacterized. Gene Ontology annotation, cellular component: Golgi apparatus. The transcript is spliced from 2 exons. Bases 1 to 801 code for a protein of 266 amino acids. The record is from RefSeq and is a predicted model, not a curated record. NCBI's taxonomy places the organism in Eukaryota, Viridiplantae, Streptophyta, Magnoliopsida, Solanales, Solanaceae.
AUGUUAGGUCGACCAUCAAUUUUGCAGUCCAGGACUGGAAGUUUCAGGCCAGAAAAUUUGGGUCAAAAUGCAAUGGCAAUGAUAGGGAACCUUUGUUUCACUAUAUUUGUACUUGGGGUUUUGAUUUUCACUAUAAUUGUUGUAACUUAUCAACCUGAAGACCCUUUAUUCCACCCUUCAACAAAAAUGACUAAUUUCCUUACUUCCAAAUCUAAUGCUACAUUUAAAGCUGAUGAUACUGUAGUGAGGACUGGUGAGGACUUUCUUGUUGCUAAUCACAUCGCGUUUUUGACCUUUAUAAACCUCACUGAUGUUGAUGUUCCAACCGCUAAUGUUGUACUUGUGUCUGACGAUAAUUUGGACUGUCGUGGCAAGAUUGAUGAUCCCAUUGAUUGCACGGAUCCGGAUGUGUUUCAUUUGUUGAUGAGGGCUGCUAUUGAGAAGUUUAAGGACAUACAUUUUUACCGGUUUGCGAAGCCAGUUCGAGGGUCGAACUAUAGUUCCUGCCACAUGGCGUGGCGGUUUAGGCCUAAGGAAGGGAAGACUGCUUCCCUUUAUAAGGAUUACCGGUCUUUUGUGGUUUCUAGGUUGGAGAACUGCACGCUUGAUGUGGUCAGUAUAGGUGAUUAUCAUUCUGGUGGAAAUGCUCGCAAGAGGAAGAGAAAGAACAGAAAUCGGGGGAAGAAUGAUGAGGGUUUUCUGAAGGUCAUUACUGAACCAAAUCUUUACUCUGAUAACAUUGUGAAUGGCAGUACUUAUGCAUUUCCAACAAUUUGUGGAUUUUUUUGGUUUACAAUUUAG